AUGAGGACACUGCUUUCGCGCUUGAUCCAUUCCACGCCUUCCAUUUCCAGGCUCAAUGCAACGGCAGUGUCAGUCAGCGGGAGAAAUCUCUGCACAGAUUCUAAUAAAGUUGAUGAGCCCUUCAAAGUUGAAGAAGCAGAGACUGUAAAUGUGCCCCCACCCCCAACAGAAAAGUUGCUUGUGUUGGGAGGCAAUGGGUUUGUUGGAUCACACAUUUGUAGAGAAGCCUUAGAACGUGGUUUGUCUGUUGCAAGUCUUAGCAGGUCCGGUAAAUCAUCCCUACAUGACUCCUGGGCUGGCAAUGUUACUUGGUAUAAAGGGAAUAUCCUUUCAACUGAUUCAUUGAAAGAAGCUCUGAAUGGUGUCACUGCUGUUAUCUCAUGUGUUGGGGGAUUUGGUUCCAACUCGUACAUGUACAAAAUUAAUGGGACUGCUAACAUCAAUGCAAUUAGAGCAGCUUCAGAUCAAGGUGUUAAAAGAUUUGUCUAUAUCUCUGCAGCUGACUUUGGUGUAGUAAAUUACUUACUGCAGGGGUAUUAUGAAGGAAAGAGAGCUGCUGAAACAGAAAUCCUGAGCAAAUUUCCGUAUGGAGGAGUAAUUCUGAGGCCAGGAUUUAUUUAUGGGACUCGAAGUGUCGGGAGUAUGAAGUUACCCCUUGGUGUAAUUGGAUCUCCAUUGGAAACGGUUCUCCAAAUUGCUAAACCAUUAAACCAGAUCCCUCUUGUUGGGCCUCUCUUGACACCUCCUGUCAAUGUUACUGCGGUGGCAAAAGUUGCUGUUAGAGCUGCCACCGAUCCUGUUUUUCCCCCAGGGAUCAUAGACGUCUACGGAAUAAAACGUUACAGUCAGCAUAAAUCAAACUAA
This is a messenger RNA of Sphenostylis stenocarpa, 864 nucleotides long. Lineage: Eukaryota; Viridiplantae; Streptophyta; Magnoliopsida; Fabales; Fabaceae. The record is from the annotation of a GenBank genome assembly.